Messenger RNA from Paramacrobiotus metropolitanus, 3642 nucleotides. RefSeq lists its product as uncharacterized. The coding region runs from base 1 to 3642 and encodes 1213 amino acids. Lineage: Eukaryota; Metazoa; Tardigrada; Eutardigrada; Parachela; Macrobiotidae. The record is from RefSeq and is a predicted model, not a curated record. Gene Ontology annotation, biological process: DNA integration; proteolysis. Gene Ontology annotation, molecular function: aspartic-type endopeptidase activity; nucleic acid binding; zinc ion binding. The transcript has a single exon.
AUGACCAAGGAUUUUACGACCUUGGAGAAAGCGCUGGAAUUGGCUCAACAAUACGAGCUUGCGAAGAGCACGAAGCGCGGUCAGCCCGCCGCUGAAGUAGCCAGGAUCGAAGGCGCGCCGAGAAGAGGCGGAGGCAACCGUGCGCGGGGAAACAGACAAGGAGCUGGACGCGGCAGAGGCAACGCGCCAGUUCGAAGCGGACCCGGAGGUGACACACCGUGCGCCGGAUGCGGAGCUAACCACGCGCGCACAGAGUGUUGGGCAAAGGACGCUGUGUGCCGGAAUUGCGGGAAGAAAGGGCACAUCGUCAAAGUAUGCCGCAGCAGCAAGCAACCGCCACAGCGAGGCCGAGACGGACGGCGAACCAUGAUGGUCGAAGAAGAGUUCGACGUCAUGUCGGUUGACGCCGCGAUUGGGCAAUCCAUUUACGUGCCAGUGCAGUUGAACGGCACCCCAGUGUCGACGGUGCUCGAUACAGGCUCCGGUGUCACCAUAAUCACGGUGGAGACAUGGAGACAGAUUGGUUCACCCAAACUGGCCCCAUACACGCAUCCACUGCGCAGCUUCACCGGCCAUACCUUACGUGUGAUGGGAACGGCCACGGUAAAGGUCACACACGCGCAGACCCGGAAAUCGCUGCCGAUAGUGGUGGCUGCGCAAGGUGGCAACGUCCUUGGACGCGACUGGAUCCAGGCACUGGAUCUAAGCAGACUAAGCCUCAAGGAUCUCCAGGCGUCAUCCAUCCGGCUGGUCGCUGGUGACCUCAAGCUUGAAGAAGUCCUCAACCGCCACCGGGCCGUUUUUCGCGACGAAUUAGGGCACUGCAAACAGUACAAAGCACAUUUGUACCUGAAGCCGAACGCGAAGCCGGUGUUCUGUAGAGCCAGAACUGUGCCUUUCGCGUUCCGCGAAGCGGUAGAGAAGGACCUGGACAGACUGGUGGAACGCGGUAUCCUGACACCAGUCGAUCAUGCCGAGUGGGCAGCUCCGAUCGUCGGUACUCAGAAGCGGGGUGGUGAUAUUCGGACAUGUGCGGACCUUAGCACAGGCUUGAACGACUCCCUGGAUGUCCAGAAGUACCCGCUCCCGACACCAGACGAGUUGUUUGCGAAACUCAAUGGUGGCAGCAAAUUCAGUACACUCGACCUGGCCGAAGCAUACGCCCAAAUCGAGCUGGACGAGGAGAGCAAACAGCUGGUUGUAGUCAACACACACAAAGGCCUGUUUCGCUACAACCGUCUCCCAUUUGGCGUGGCCAGUGGUCCAAGCAUCUUUCAACAGAUCAUCGAGCGGAUCCUGCAGGGCUGUGAAGGUGUCGCUGUCUACCUAGAUGACAUUAUUGUCACCGGUGCGACGGAAGAAGAACACCUCCGCAACCUCGAAAAAGUCCUGCAGCGGCUCGAAGAACACGGCCUGACGCUUAAGCAGACCAAGUGCCGGUUCAUGCAAGAAUCGGUGGAGUACCUUGGCUUUGUGGUGGACAGCCGCGGCCGACACAUAUCGCGCGACCGCGCCAAAGCACUGCUGGAUAUGGACGAACCAAGGAACGUCAGCGAGCUACGCGCCUUCCUUGGCAUGGUGAAUCACUACGGGAAGUUCCUUCCCGAUGUAUCGACAAAGUGUAAUGUCUACCACAAUCUCCUGAAGACCGGAGCGACAUGGGACUGGUCAAAGGAAUGUGCGCGUCAGUUCCGAGAACUGAAAGAGGACAUCGUCCGGGCGACAUUCUUGGUGCACUUCAACCCGGAAAUGCCACUGGUGCUGGCUGCCGACGCCUCCCAGUAUGGCCUGGGUGCUGUUCUGUGCCACCGGUUCCCUGACGGGACAGAGCGACCAAUUGCCCACGCGUCCAAGAGUCUCAGUGCGGCCGAAAAGAAUUAUGGUCAAAUAGAGAAAGAAGCUUUGGCGCUGGUGUUUGGUUGCAAGAAAUUCCACCAGUACAUCGCUGGGAGGGAGUUUACGCUGCUGACAGACCAUAAGCCGCUUCUCAGCGUAUUCGGCAGCCGGAAGGGCGUUCCCGUCGUGACCGCCAACCGCCUACAGCGAUGGGCGUUGCUGCUCAUGGGGUACAGUUUCUCCAUCGAGUAUCGCAGGACGGAGGAUUUCGGCCAAGCAGACGGGUUGAGCCGCCUGCCACUGCACUCUACGCAGCUGGAAGGCAUAUCCGGUCUCGGCAUGGACAACGUCGUGAGUGCCGUGCAUAGCGACAACGCCAACCACCUGCCGCUGUCAGUCACAGCGAUCGCGGAGGAGACACUGGUUGACCCGGAACUCCGAGAAGUAAGCCGUUACAUCCAGAACGGCUGGCCUAGUACCGUUGCAGAUACCCUCCGACCGUACAAACGGCUGGAGCACGAACUGGUCAGGGUGAAUGGCUGUGUCUGCUGGGGUCACCGGACUGUGAUCCCCGAGAAGUUUCGCCAGCAGGUGCUAGCAUACUUGCACGAAGCCCACAUGGGGGCUGGCAAGAUGAAGGCCGAAGCCCGAGGCUACUGUUGGUGGCCGCAGAUGGACCGCGAUAUCGAGCAAGUCACCAAAGACUGCCGCACCUGCGCAGAGCGAGCACAUGACACCGCGAAGGUUCCCUUGGCCCAGUGGGAAGUUCCUGACGCGCCGUGGAAACGCGUACAUAUGGACUUUGCAGGUCCGUACCAUGGAACGAUGCUGUUCGUGGUAGUGGACGCCAUGUCAAAGUGGCCGGAAGUCAUUUCCAUGAAGCACGCCACGACCGAGACUGUCAUUGAUGCUCUGCUCACGAUGUUCAGUCGCUACGGAGCAUUUGCAGAAGCCGUUUCCGACAACGGUACGCAAUUUACUUCACAGCAGUUUGCGGAUUUUUGUACCCAGUUCGGAAUUAAGCACAUCCGAACGCCACCGGGUCACCCGCAGUCCAACGGGCAAGCAGAGCGUUACGUGCAGACCGUGAAAGAGGGAAUCGCGAAGCUGAUGGAAGAUGGUAAAACACUUCCGGUUGCCCUGCGUCAGUUCCUUUGGCGGUAUCGCAGUGUUCCACACGCCACAACGGGCAAGUCGCCGGCCGAGCUGUUCAUGGGCCGCAAAAUGCGCUCAACGUUGGACCUGCUGAUCCCCGUCAUGAUGACUACUGCUGAGCGUAACCGCGAACGCUACCGCAGGAAUUUCGACAAGCGGACUGUGCAAAAAAACUUUCUGCCUGGUCAGCUGGUUCUCGUUCGAGAUUUCCGCCCCAGUCGCGACGUUGACUGGGUUAGUGGAAAACUGAUCAAACGGGAUGGCACCCGAAUCUGGGAGGUUUCCGUCAACGGAACAGUCUGGCGCCGCCACUAUAAUCAAAUUCGACCACGAUACUGGCUGGAACCAUAUGAAACGAAACUGGGCAGUACAUUGCCAGAAAAGCCAGUUGUCGACGCACAGAACAAUACUGCAGCACGAAUGGCGGAUGAAACACCAAAACAGGAGGCGCGCCCUGCUAUUGAAACUGUGAAAUCUCCGCCAGAUAACGUCAAAGAAGCAACAACAGCGAAAAAUGAGCCAGCGGCAUCUCAACAGCCAACCAAACCGAAAAAGGUCAAGCCGCCGCAGCCCGUUGAAGAUUUACGAAGAACGGAGCGAACCAUAGUGAAACCGGAUCGAUUGAUAGCGGAUCCUAAAUUUGGUUCUUAA